AUGGAAAUCAUUGCUAAGGUUCCUCAACUUCCCACUUCAAUCGUGUGCAUUACGGGGACAUUUGUUGUUCGCAGGGCGUUUGAAAGUGUUGUGCUCAUUUCACCUCUCUGUACUUCGAUGUUUGCUUCUGAUUCCUUAGUUGCCAAUGGCAAAUGGGCUGCUACUUUCUUCUGUACUGCCAAUUACAACACCUCUUUCAAGUUCCCAAUAGAAAAACACAAACACCCCUUAAUCAAUUGCAUUAUGCAUAAAAGCCCAGAUAAAUGUAAGUUUGAAUAUAUUGUCAAGUCCAAAGAAAGAAAAGAGAAAGGAGGCAGUUCCAUUGCAAUGCAAUCUCACUCAAGCUCACAUAAGCUUCACUUGUUAAGACUUUCAAUGUUCUGUUACAAUCAAAGAACCAGGGAGAGUUCUAAAACUGUGUCGUGUUGGGAAAGUUCUGGUUUAAAAACUGUCAUGCAAUACUAUAUGUUCAAGAAUCAACUGCAGGAACUUGCACAAAGAAGCUGUUUUAACCUCCCUUCUUAUGCCUGCAUCAGAGAAGGACCUGAUCAUGCACCAAGAUUUAAAGCGUCUGUGAGCUUCAAUGGUGAGAUCUUUGAAAGCCCAAGCUACUGCCAUACAUUGAGACAGGCUGAGCACUCUGCUGCAGAGGUAGCUCUCAAUAUCCUGUCUGCAAGAGGUCCUUCACGGUCUCUCACUGCAAGAGUUCUUGAUGAGACUGGAAUUUACAAGAACCUCCUUCAGGAAACUGCUCAUCGAGCUGGGCUUAACCUGCCUGUUUACACCACUGUAAGAUCAGGUCCUGGUCAUGUCCCAAUCUUCACUUGCACUGUGGAACUUGCCGGUAUGAAUUUCAAGGGUGACCCAGCCAAAACAAAGAAGCAAGCUGAGAAGAAUGCUGCAAUUGCAGCUUGGUCUGCCUUGAAAAGAAUGCCAAACUUGGAUUUAUUGACAAAUAAAGAGGCCGACAAUCGUGAGGAUCAAGAUCAGACAGUUGUUUCAAGUGCCCUCUCAAGCUUCAAGCCAAAAGUUGAGAGCAAAAAAUUUAGGAGGAGGGAUUAUAACCAAGCAAAAAGAAGAGUGGUCAGGAUUAACAGAGACAUUGGCUCUCCGUCUUCUUCCACCUCUGGUAACUCUGUACUUCAUCAACAGUGGAAGCUUGUGGAUCUCUUAAUGGAUUCUGCCUUGGAUGGUUCAACACAAAAACGAAACAGCAUUGUAUCUCUCCUUCCCCCACCCCCACCUAGAACAGCUUCAAAGAUCUUACAACCAACUUCAUCUAGAGACACUCCAUCUAACUAUUCAUCUAAUAGACCCAUUCCAAUACAAAUUAGGGGCAAAUCAGAAGUGAAACUGCCUCCUUUACUGGAAGAACAUUUGAAGGAUGAGGAAGAAUGGCAUGGUGUCAAACAAGAUGUCAUCAACAAGUCCAAUGAAAAGGAAGGUUCAAGUUCUAGCUAUUUAGUUUCAAAUAGUAAUGUCUAUGGGGCAAGUACUAGUAGUACUUCUAUAUACAGGCCAGUUCCAAUAUCCAGUAUUGGGAGACUCGAUACUUGCAUGCUUGACAGCGCGAGAAGAACUGAAGCAAGCCAGGUUAUCAGCAGGCUUUUUGGGUCUCCAAAUCCAUCUCAAAUGACACCAACUUCUGUCAAGGCGCCUACAAUGGCCCGGAACAUGUACACUGGAGGGUUUAGCGCAAAUAGGAUUGCCCCAGCAGUUAAAAUCAGAUCAGUGAUCCCAGUUUGUGCAGCUCCACCACCACUUAACAGGCCCCAGGAAAUAACCCCAUCACAACUGAAAGAACCCUCAGCAACAAUCCUAAAUACUGCUGCUUCUCCUUCUAGUUCAAUGUCCAUGCAAACAGGAUCAGCUGAGGUCUCAUCAACCAGCUUAGUACUGUUCAACAAGUCACAGCCAAACUCAGACCAACUCAGUUCUGAGUUGGUAAAUCUAAAAUUACUGAAGUAAAGCAAUGAGAUAAUCUUUCUAAUAUCAAGUUACUAAAGCAAUUGUUAGCAUUUAUUGCAUGUUUUUAUCUCUUGGGUUGUCCGCUGAAUAUGUUUUUUGGCCUUCGUAAAACCAUGGGUUUUUUUCCCUUUCUUCUUGUUGCUUCAUGGAUUCUCUUUUGUCCGCAAGAUC
Durio zibethinus is the source of this 2139-nucleotide messenger RNA. NCBI's taxonomy places the organism in Eukaryota, Viridiplantae, Streptophyta, Magnoliopsida, Malvales, Malvaceae. The record is from RefSeq and is a predicted model, not a curated record.